AUGUGGGGGCGCGCGGCCUGGAGGCGCUGCCCGCGGGGGCUGCGGCGCGGCCGCGAGGCGCUGCUGACGCUGCUGGCCUUGCUAGCGUUGGCCGGGCUGGGCUCUGUGCUGCGGGAGCGGCGCGGGGCCAGGGCGGCUGAGCCAGGACCCCUGCGCACCCCGCGCCUGGGGCGGCGCGACCCGGUCCUGCCGCGGCCGCCGGUACCCGGCGACGCUCUGGGCGCGCGGGGCGAGGCGGUGCAGCUGCAGCUGCAGGACGAGGAGCUGCGGCUGCAGGAGGAGAGCGUGCAGCUGCACCAGAUCAACAUCUACCUUAGCGACCGCAUCUCGCUGCACCGCCGCCUGCCCGAGCGCUGGAACCCGCUGUGCAAAGAGAAGAAAUAUGAUUAUGAUAAUCUGCCCACGACAUCUGUUGUCAUAGCGUUUUAUAACGAAGCCUGGUCGACCCUCCUCCGGACAGUUUACAGUGUCCUCGAGACGUCCCCAGACAUCCUGCUAGAAGAAGUCAUCCUUGUAGAUGACUACAGUGAUAGAGAACACCUGAAGGAGCGCUUGGCUGAUGAGCUGUCUGGGCUGCCCAAGGUGCGUCUGAUCCGCGCCAACAAGAGGGAGGGCCUGGUGCGAGCCCGGCUUUUGGGCGCUUCCGCGGCAAAAGGUGAAGUGCUGACCUUCCUGGACUGCCACUGUGAGUGCCACGAGGGGUGGCUCGAGCCGCUGCUGCAGAGGAUCCACGAAGAGGAGUCGGCAGUGGUGUGCCCUGUGAUCGAUGUGAUCGACUGGAACACGUUUGAGUACCUGGGCAACUCCGGGGAGCCUCAGAUCGGUGGCUUCGACUGGAGGCUGGUGUUCACUUGGCACGUGGUCCCCGAGAGGGAGAGGAUGCGGAUGCAGUCCCCCAUUGAUGUCAUCAGGUCUCCAACAAUGGCUGGAGGGCUGUUUGCUGUGAGUAAGAAAUAUUUUGAAUAUCUGGGGUCUUAUGAUGUGGGAAUGGAAGUUUGGGGCGGAGAAAACCUCGAAUUCUCCUUUAGGAUCUGGCAGUGCGGCGGGACCCUGGAGACACAUCCCUGCUCUCACGUUGGCCACGUUUUCCCCAAGCAAGCUCCCUACUCCCGCAACAAGGCUCUGGCCAACAGCGUCCGAGCUGCUGAAGUGUGGAUGGAUGAAUAUAAAGAGCUCUACUACCAUCGCAACCCGCAUGCCCGCUUGGAACCCUUUGGGGAUGUGACUGAGAGGAAGCAGCUCCGUGCAAAGCUCCAGUGUAAGGACUUCAGGUGGUUCUUGGAGAACGUGUACCCAGAACUGCAUGUGCCUGAAGACAGGCCUGGCUUCUUCGGGAUGCUCCAGAACAAAGGACUGAAAGAUUACUGCUUUGAUUAUAACCCUCCCAGUGAAAACCAAAUCGUAGGACACCAGGUCCUUCUAUACCUCUGUCACGGAAUGGGUCAGAACCAGUUUUUCGAGUACACGUCCCAGAAGGAAAUACGCUAUAACACCCACCAGCCAGAGGCCUGCAUCACUGUGGAGGCAGGAACGGACACCCUCGUCAUGCAUCUCUGCCAGGAAACUGCCCCAGAGAAUCAGAAGUUCAUCUUGCAGGAGGAUGGUUCGUUAUUUCACGCACAGUCCAAUAAAUGCAUUCAGGCUGAGAGGAAGGCGUUCAGUAGUGACAGUUUUGUACCCCUCUUGCGGGACUGCACCGACUCCGAACAUCAGAAAUGGUUCUUCAAGGAACACAUGUGAUAAAGCAUCGUGGUACAAGGAGCUCAUGGAAGGAGUGGGAAGGCCCCUGGACUCUGCCCAAGAGAGACUCAGCAGAGUCCAGUGACAGACCCACCCCAAAGCUGGCUGCUUUCCUUUCAUAAGGAAGUCACUUUACAACCUGUGAAAGUGAUGUUGGAUUUAAGAAGCUUUGUACUGAUUUUGAAAACUAGAAAAUUGCUCCCAAAUACCCUAUUUUCAAAGGGUAGUCAUAAAAUGUUAACUCUUGGUAUUCAGAGAAUUAAAACCUUUAAAUAUUUUUCUAUAAAGAU
This is a messenger RNA of Odobenus rosmarus divergens (Pacific walrus), 2030 nucleotides long. RefSeq names its product UDP-N-acetyl-alpha-D-galactosamine:polypeptide N-acetylgalactosaminyltransferase 12 (GalNAc-T12) (gene GALNT12). Lineage: Eukaryota; Metazoa; Chordata; Mammalia; Carnivora; Odobenidae. The record is from RefSeq and is a predicted model, not a curated record. The transcript has 10 exons. The coding region runs from base 1 to 1740 and encodes 579 amino acids. Gene Ontology annotation, cellular component: Golgi apparatus.